GUCGACUCUUCCACUAAGAACCAGAGUGUCCGGCAAGAGCUGAUGGUCAAGUUGACCGAAGGACAGUAUGUCUUGUGCCGGUGGACUGAUGGGCUCUAUUACCUUGGGAAGAUCAAGAGGGUGAGCGGUUCCAAGCAAAGCUGCCUGGUGACCUUUGAAGAUAACUCUAAAUAUUGGGUGCUUUGGAAGGACAUCCAGCAUGCUGGCGUGCCAGGGGAAGAACCCAAGUGUAACGUCUGUUUUGGAAAGACAACGGGCCCCUUAAAUGAUAUCUUGAUAUGUGGAAAAUGCGGUCUAGGUUAUCACCAACAGUGUCACAUCCCAGUAGUGGGCAGUCGCGAAGGCUUCUUAGUGACACCUUGGUUCUGCCGGAGGUGCAUCUUUGCCUUGGCUGUGCGGAAAGGUGGGGCCCUGAAGAAAGGAGCCAUCGCAAGGACUCUGCAAAUGGUCAAGAUGGUUUUGUCAUACAACCCGGAGCAGCUAGAAUGGGACUCGCCUCACAGAACCAAUCAGCAGCAGUGCUACUGUUACUGUGGAGGCCCCGGCGAAUGGUACCUAAAGAUGCUGCAAUGUUACCACUGCCGGCAAUGGUUCCACGAAGCUUGCACUCAGUGCCUUAGUGACCCCAUGAUGUUUGGGGACCGAUUUUAUGUUUUUUACUGCUCGGUGUGUAACCAGGGCCCAGAGUACAUCAAACGUCUGCCUUUGAGAUGGGUCGACGUUGUGCACCUGGUGCUCUACAACUUGGGCGUGCAGAGCAAGAAGAAAUAUUUUGACUUUGAGGAAAUCUUGGCCUUUGUCAAUCACCACUGGGACCUUUUGCAGCUCGGAAAGCUGACUGGAACCCCUGUGGCGGAGCGAAGCACUCACCUUCUGGAUGCACUGAACAGCUACAAAAGCAGGUUUCUCUGCGGGAAGGAAAUCAAGAAGAAGAAAUGCAUCUUCCGCUUGCGCAUCCGGGUCCCGCCGAACCCGCCUAGCAAGCUCCUUCCUGAAAAGGUUGAUAGCCGAGUCUCUGAGUCGAAGAAAGGCGGGGGCAGCAAGCAUUCCCACAAAAACAGUUCACUGCCACAUGAACUCCAGCAGGAACGAAGGCAGGCAGCCCGGAGGAAAAGAUCCAAAUUUCUCUUGGAAGAUGCUAUCCCCAGUAGUGAUUUCGCCUCUGCUUGGAGCACAAACCAUCACCUGGCCAGCAUCUUUGAUUUUACUUUGGAUGAAAUUCAGAGUCUGAAAAGUGCAAGUUCGAGCCAUACAUUCCUUUCGGAUGUAGAUUCUACGGAUGCUGCCAGCACUUCAGGUUCAGCGACGACCAGCCUGUCCUACGAAUCGAGAAGGAAUGUGGGCAGUCAGAAGCGGAAACUAUCGGUUAAGACUUACACAGCAAUAGAAGCGAAGCAGAAAUGCUUGGAACACCCCCAGAAAACCACCCCUGGUUGCUCCUCGGAGGAUAGCGAGGCAGCCUGCGGCCCUGAUCGCCUUGAGGCCGCCAUUGACAGCCACACCUUUGAGAGCAUGAGCGAAGAUGACUCGUCUCUCUCACACCUCAAGUCGUCCAUCAACAACUAUUUCGGCGCUGCUGGGAGGCUGGUGUGCGGGGAGAAGUAUCAUGUGUUGGCUCGUAGGGUGACCCCUGAGGGCAAAGUUGAGUACUUGGUGGAAUGGGAGGGGACUACUCCCUACUGA
Gekko japonicus is the source of this 1683-nucleotide messenger RNA. It is a transcript of the gene PHF19, whose product is annotated as PHD finger protein 19. Gene Ontology annotation, molecular function: chromatin binding; DNA binding. The record is from RefSeq and is a predicted model, not a curated record. The transcript is spliced from 14 exons. The annotation marks the transcript as partial. NCBI's taxonomy places the organism in Eukaryota, Metazoa, Chordata, Lepidosauria, Squamata, Gekkonidae. Gene Ontology annotation, biological process: chromatin organization; regulation of DNA-templated transcription. Gene Ontology annotation, cellular component: nucleus.